CGUCAUUUCCAUCUUGACUCUGUACCAUCAUCACCGACAGCGAGACAGUCAUCCCUCCACCGCCAUCAUGGCGCCUGACAGCACAGCUGUCGAGAAGGACAAAAACUCAAUGUGCAAAGCGAUGGGCGCCCUCUUCCUCCAGCACCGAGUAGCGUGUAUGGAAAAGGAGGUGGAAGCGUCCAAGCAGGAAAAGAAUCGGUGCUCCAUCGGGAGGAGGCUCAACAAGGGGAAGGAUGCACAGCAGGCAGCAACCGCGACUGCUACAUCGUCGUCCUCAAAGACAACGCUUGCGGCAAGUGACGGGCUGGCCUCCAGGGCAUGUAGAGGCAGAGCUUCCAGACUCAAGAAUGAGGCCUCUCACAGCGCCACAAAUGCCCAUCCGGCAUCCAAGGUCACUGUAGUCGACUCGAGCGUUCUCAUCUACUCGCUGCGCACCGUUCAUCAAUGGCUCAAGACCGGUGAUGUGCAGGUGGUAGUGCCCUUGGAGUCCAUGCGCACCCUCGACCUCCUCAAGAAUGGUGAUUCUCCCAUCAACGUCGCAGCAAGGAAGGCGGCCCGCUUUCUCGAGGACAACUUCUGCCAAACUGCUGCUCAGACGAGCCUGUCGGCCGGCCUCUUGCCUCAAUGCGACGGUAUGCAGCGUCUCGACGUAGAGCAGGCCAGACUCAUCAGCGGACACGGCGAGGACGACGGAGACCAAGACGACCUGGCCCGCGCUCCUGUCUGGGUGCGCGAGUCCCUUCUUUGCGCCCUCUGGCAUCAGCAAAAGGUUGCAGCUCUCCCGUCCUCCGCCACCUCAUCUAUGCGACCGAAGUUCGCACUCGCGCUCGCCUUUCCACCUCCCCAACAAGGAGCAGCAACACCGGUACGCUAUGCUGAGCGAGCUGACGGUGCAAACGUCUUAUCCUGGACUGGAGCGUACGGUCUACGCCAAUCUGGGAGUGGAGACGACGAGAACCAAGAUGCGUCAAUCCUCAUUGCGCCGACUUCGACGAGUUGGCUCGACUUGGCAAAUGGCAAGCGUGGUUGCCCGCAGCAAGGGCGAUGCCAUAGCGAUCAAGGCGCAGGACCUCAUCCUGGUACGGUGAUGCCUUCGCCGAAGCAGGGCCAUGAUCAUCGGUAGCCCGCCAUUCUGCAAAGAGAGAUCUAGCCUCUUCUCACCCUCCGCCCGUUCCAUUCUCUCCUCAUGUAUACCAGCGCUUUCCUCACGCGAUCUAUACCCCAUUUCAGCUCUG
This is a messenger RNA of Jaminaea rosea, 1235 nucleotides long. RefSeq lists its product as hypothetical. The record is from RefSeq and is a predicted model, not a curated record. NCBI's taxonomy places the organism in Eukaryota, Fungi, Basidiomycota, Exobasidiomycetes, Microstromatales. The transcript has 3 exons. The coding region runs from base 68 to 1123 and encodes 351 amino acids.